AUGGACCCGUGCCUGGCCGCAACUAAUCCACGACGUCCCCUCCAUAAUUUCCACCGCAACAUCCCCCUCCAACGCGAAGACCCCACCCUAACCACAACCCCCGCCGACGCAGAAGACACAACCGACGAAGAAAUCCCUCCGCAACCGCCCCUCGUCGACAUAAACAAGGGCAUAAAGCUCAACGGCGCCGGAGACCAAGGCUUCGAGGAUCUAAUUUUGGCGAGGGGUAGUCCGAGGUGGUUUGUGAAGACGAAUCGGAGGCCGUAUGACAAGGUUGUUGCUUGUGUGUUGCUGAGGGCGUAUAUGCUUGCGCCGGAGCAGUUUCGGUUGAGGAGUGACGGUUUCUGGGAUUAUGAGGAUGAGUGGGGGGUUGUGAGGGAGUUGUAUGGGAAGAUUUGGCCGGGGGAGGAGAUUAGGAGGCCUUGGGGGGAGGAGGAGGAUGAUGGGGUUGGGGAGGCAGAUGAUAUUGAGGGGAGUGAUUUGAUGGGGUAG
Messenger RNA from Aspergillus chevalieri, 492 nucleotides. RefSeq lists its product as uncharacterized. NCBI's taxonomy places the organism in Eukaryota, Fungi, Ascomycota, Eurotiomycetes, Eurotiales, Aspergillaceae. The coding region runs from base 1 to 492 and encodes 163 amino acids. The transcript has a single exon. The record is from RefSeq and is a predicted model, not a curated record.